Molecule: messenger RNA, 699 nt
Organism: Ostertagia ostertagi
Lineage: Eukaryota; Metazoa; Nematoda; Chromadorea; Rhabditida; Trichostrongylidae
Source: the annotation of a GenBank genome assembly
AUGCGAGCAGAAUGUCCCCCAGGGCCCGUGGGACCACCAGGUAACGACGGCGACGAAGGCGAACCGGGUACACCAGGUGAAGAUGGUCUUGAUGCCACGACACACACUGAGUACACAACAGCUGAACAACAAUGCAUUAUGUGUCCUGCAGGCCCACCUGGUCCACCUGGAAGAACCGGUGAAGCAGGAGCACCAGGUAGACGGGGCCAUCGAGGGCGCCCUGGUAAUGGAGGGAAAGGCGGACCUCAAGGGCCACCCGGUGAAGCGGGGCCACCAGGUCAAGACGGCCAACCAGGUUCACCUGGAAGCGACGGUGAACCAGGAGAAGAUUCGCAAUUCGUAAUUAACAUACCAGGACCACCAGGACCGAGCGGGCCGCCUGGUCCACCUGGACAAGAUGGCAGUGAAGGUCAACUGGUUGACGUCGGUUUGCCUGGUCCUCAAGGAAAUCCUGGCGCAGCGGGAAAACCUGGAAAACCAGGCGCUCCUGGACUGCCGGGACAGGGAGGGGGCGAUGGGGAGCCUGGAAGAGAUGCGCAGUAUUGCCCUUGUCCUUUGAGAACGCUCUCCGUCGAGACCGUUGAAGGUGUUGCACUUGAAAGAACAGGAUACACCAGUCCACCCUUUAUGGAAGCCGAGAUCGAAACGAUGCAGAAAUCAGCUGCAGCACCUCCAAGUGCUGAACCGAAUUCUGAGUAG